AUGACGUCCCGGGCAAGUGCUAGCGCUAAUUUUAAGCAAGCCGGCAAGAAACCCGAUCCUGACAAGAAACCCGAUACUGGCAAGAAACCGGUUCCAUCCGAUAAAUCCACCGGCAUAGGAGGGUAUGUCGAUACAACGAUCGACAGUACUGAUCCUCUACAAGCAGGUUUCAGCACUUCUCACUACGAAGGUCUGGAUACGACCAGUGCUCCUCCUCAUCCUCAGCCUACCGCUCCCCCUGAUCCUUACGUUCCUCCUGACAAAGCAACUGAAGAAAGAAAAGCUCAGGAAACUAUAAAGGAAUUGGGAUUCAAAGGAGAACUUCAGGAUUAUUCUUUUCCAAAAGACCUCAAUAAAGCCAGGCAGUUCUACAAAGGAUAUGCGUUCAGGUUGGGAACAGAGCACCAUGCCGACGGAUACUUUCUUUUUAGGAAGGCUGCGUAUUCGGAUAUGGGGAUCACCGACGCACCUCUUCAGGAUACAGUCACAUCCGAUUUCGACCGCGUUCGUAGAGGCAUAUUAAGGAAUGUUGACAAGUUGAUAUUAUAUGACUUUCGCACAGUCUUACGACGUCAUGGAGUUUACGUUGAUAUCAAUAUGGGUAUCGAGGACGCUCUUGCGGAAGUGUUUGACCGCAACAAGUAUCACGAUUGGACUACGAAUCAACUCCUGGAAUAUCAGUCUAAUGAAACACAACCAUUCGUAUCGACGAAAUGGGCUCACCUCCCUGUCGGACUCGGUCCGAGACCACAAACCGAACCUCCCGAACCUCAAGACGGUGACACAGCUGGUCAACUAACUUUGCCAAAACCUGGCAAAGUUACAGGUAGCUCAAUGAUGGGAGGACCAGCUCCAUUCCAAUCUCCAUUCCAAUCUGGGGAUGCACGAAAUACACCUUUACCAGGUUCUAGGGUUCCACCGGUUGACGCUCCUGCAGGAUCACCUGAUGACGAUGACGAUUCAGAUGAUGAUGAUGAUGACGGUGGCCGAGGUGGUAGAGGCGGUAGAGGUGGUGGCAGAGGUGGUGGCAGAGGCGGUGGCAGAGGUGGUGGAAAUGGGGGUCAUUAUGAUCGUCCCAACCGCUGGGAAGAUGAUCAACGCAAUCAGAGUCGCUGCCUUAUUGAUCUCUCUAAGAUCUACAGAGAUGACGACAGGUAUAAGGGUAUCGACGAUUCCUUUCAGUUGAAGAUCUCCAUAUUUGCGGAGCAUUGCCGUAGGGUAUUUGUACCAACCGAGAUGACUUUGACGGCAUUCCCCAUCAUGCUCUCAGGCGCCGCUAGAGACUUUUAUCAAGCUAACCUCAGUACUCUUCCUAAGACGUAUGAUGGUGUAUGCGAGAUGAUGGUCAACAAUUUCGAAGGACCUGAACAUCAGCGAAAUAUGCUUCUCAAGUGGAACAGAGUCACUUUCAAGGACUACAUCGAGAAGAACCCGACUAAGGAACCUCAGGAAGUGUUUAAUACGAUGAUCACGGAUUUACGCUUUAUUCAGCAUACUAUUCCCAGCAAUAUGCGCGACUCCCAAUCAUACUAUAUUAGGAUCUUGUCUGCAUGCGACGGUGUUCCGGAGUGCUAUUCUGCAAUAUGCAACCCUCGUUCAACUACUACAGAGCUCAUUAACCAGAUUAAGCAAGCUAUCGAUUCUUAUCGAAAAGCAUUUCCGAAGCAGGACACAUCGCCUGAGACAUUCCUUACAGAUCGACGUUUCUACAACAAUGGAUCUUCGGGCUCCUCCUCCCGGAAACCUUAUAAUAAAUACACCGGACGACGACCUUUUCCUGCACCGGCUGAUAAGGGCAAGGACGAUUGUUACUUCCCUGGUUGCAAGAAGAAGGGCUGUAGAUACUACAAGCAUACACAGGAGGAGAAAGACCGACUUAAGACGGAUUACCGUACCAAGUACAGCAAACUCGACGACAAGAGUUUUACGAAGCAAUACGAGCAGUUCGUCACUGAUAUCGGACAAGAAGAUGAUCAAGACGACGAUAGUGACGAUGAUAGUGACGAUAGUGAUGAUCAUCUCAUUGAUCAAUAUCUUACUGAUACAAGCGGUUCUGGAGGGGUCUCCAGGACAUUCUUUACCUCCAUGGGUGCUUGUGAUGGUUCUUCAGUGGCGACUAAUCUCAACAAUGCUGCAAGCGCUCAUAAGUUAACAGCUGAGACGUUCAGUACGAACAACGAGCGAUACGGUGCUGAUACGUUCUUUGGCAUUAUGAUCGAUACGGGUGCAGCUGAGAGAUCAUCUGUCGGAUACAACCAGUAUUUGGCAUGGAAAAAGAUCGAGGAUGUUGAGUACGAUACAGCUACUGCUGGGCAGGUGACAAUCCAGUACGGCAUUGGAGCAACGACUUCCAUCGGUUCGUUUUACACUGAGCUUCCAUUUGGGGAGGUAGAAUGGAACGUGAUGGAAGCCGACCUUCCAUUCUUGCUCUCUUUGGCCGAUAUGGAUAGACUUAGGUUCAAGUAUGACAAUCUUGAUGAUGUUGCUAUUACACCUAAAGGCGUCUAUCCUGUAUAUCGACGAUUUGGCCAUGCAUUUCUGCUAUGGAACGUCAAUAUCGAGGGAUUGAUUAGUCAUUCUGUUGGUAGUAAUGAUUGCUAUCUCACCGAAGUUGAGCUGCGACGAAUUCACCGUCGGUUCGGCCAUCCAUCCGCGCGCAAGUUCCAUAAGGUGCUUAAACGCUCCGGGCACGACGAGGACUUUGAGGCGAUCAAACAGCUUACUAAGUUUUGUCACCAUUGUCAAGUCCAUGGUAAGUCGCCCGGCAGAUUCAAAUUCUCUUUGCCCGACAAGGAUUUUGAGUUCAACCAUACCAUACUUGUCGAUGUGCUUUAUAUCAACAAUGAUCCGAUCCUGCAUAUUGUUGACGAAGCCACACGCUUUCAAGCCGCUCGAUGGCUAAGCAACGUAUCUGCGAAGCAUACAUGGGAUAAACUCCGGGAGUGCUGGAUCGACACAUAUGUUGGUCCACCAGAGUAUAUCACUCAUGAUGCUGGUACCAACUUCGUCGGAAAAGAGUUUCAACAACAUGCUACGUCAAUGUCCAUUCAGACAAAGACAGUCCCUGUAGAGGCGCAUCAUUCGAUCGGUAUUGUUGAGAGAUUUCAUGCACCAUUGCGCAGAUCUUACGAAAUUAUUUACGAAGAAGUUCAUAAACUCGGUGUUCGCAAGGCAGCUAUACUCCAGAUGGCUGUAAAGGCAAUCAACGAUACUGCUGGACCUGAUGGUUUAGUACCUACCUUACUCGUUUUUGGGACAUUUCCCCGCAUGGUCGACACCAGCCCUCCGACACCUACUAUUCAGCAGCGUGCUGCCGCGAUCUCUAAAGCUAUGAUAGAGGUUCGCAGAUUACAUAGUUCUAUGCAAGUACGAGAGGCCUUGAAUACACGCAAUGGACCCUCUACGACUGUACUUCAUGAUUUAUUGCCGAACAGCAAGGUUUUGGUCUGGAGGGAGGGCAAUGGAACAGCUACUGGUGAGUGGAAAGGACCUUUUUCACUCAUUAGCAUGGAAGGGGAGACAUGUACUCUUGAUCUACCUCAUGGACCUACAAGGUUUAGGUCUACAUCAGUAAAACCGUAUUAUGAGCGAUUAGAAGCUGGACGUAUUGAGGAGGUUGAGGAACUUGAUCAUGAUAUUGAUCCCGAGGUAACUUUGCCAAAAUCUGGCAAAGUUAUAUCGCCUCCUUCAGCGGUCACACGUGCGACGAACCCAGAGGAACCCCUCUUGGAUUUAUCCAAGAACGACCAGAUUCCUACUCCGACAUCUUUCCCGCGAGUGGUCAUACCUCAGAUUCGAGCUCAUAUACAGGAUUACCACCCCGAAUGUUUUGCUGCCGAUCCCAAGGAUCCCAUCAUGUAUAAGGAGUCCAGGAAGAAGGAAAUUGAUGGAUUGACGGCUAAGGGUGUAUUCGAGGUUGUACCACUUUCGGAUGUUCCUUUUGGCACGCGUGUUUUCAAGUCGCGGUUUGUCGAUGAGAUCAAGAACAAGGGGACGGAUACUGAAUUCCGCAAGUCGAGGCUAGUCAUUCAAGCAUAUAAUGAUGCUGAUAAGACGUCUGUAUUGACACAAUCCCCGACAAUCCAACGAUCGUGUCAACGCAUUCUAGUCUCACUAGCCGCGAGUACUCGAAAGACAGGCACAGGAGUGUAUAUUCGAGAUAUCACUCAGGCGUACACUCAAUCCACUUCGAACUUGCAUCGCACUUUUUAUGCCCAUGCUCCGGAAGAGAUGGAUCUACCAACCGGUAUGAUUUUACUAGUUGUUAAACCAUUGUAUGGUGUUCCUGAGGCAGGAAACCAUUGGUUCCGAACAUACCAUACUCAUCACUGUGAGAAGCUUAAGAUGCAACAAUCCACGUAUGACCCUUGUCUAUUGCAUACUAGUGAUAAGGGGACUGGAUUCGGCAUUGUAGGACUUCAAACAGAUGAUACACUCAUCGUUGGGGAUAGUGCGUUUAUACAAGCUGAGGACGAGCAACUCAAGCAGGCUGGUUUUAUGGCUAAGGAUCGCGAGGAACUCACUCACGACCACCCAUUGAAGUUUAAUGGUGUCACUCUUACACUUAAGGGCGAUGACAUUCAUCUCGACCAGGAGAAGCAAUGCGACAAUUUGCAGCUUGUGUCUACUGAAUCCAUGGAUAUGCAUGGUACGCGUGGCAAGGUUCGGAAGCAUGCUUCUACACAUGAACAAUAUGUUGCACAACGAGCCCGCGGAGCAUACAUUGCGACUAUGUGCCAACCUGAAGCAUCUUUCGAUCUGUCCAUGGCAGCACAGACAACCCAACCUGGCAAGGAUGAUAUUGCGGCGUUGAAUAAGCGUAUCAAGUGGCAAAAAGAAAACUCUGCCAGAGGACUCAAAUACGUACCACUUGACCUAGAUUCACUUAAGAUUGUUGUCUUUGCUGAUGCUUCUUUUGCGAAUAAUAAGGACUAUUCGUCCCAAAUAGGCUAUGUGAUCGUAAUGAUGGAUAAACACAACAAUGCUAAUAUCAUUCAUUGGUCGUCCAUCAAAUGCAAGAGAGUCACACGCAGUGUUUUAGCAUCUGAACUAUACGGAUUAGUUCAGGGAUUUGACAUCGGUGCGGCAAUCACUUCUACAGUUAGCGCCAUUCUCGGCAAGGAGAUUCCAUUAGUUUUGUGUACUGAUUCCAAGUCGCUAUACGACCUACUCACGAAGCUGGGAACGACUAGUGAAAAGAGACUAAUGAUCGACAUCAUGGCACUACGUCAAUCCUACGAGCGGAGAGAGAUCGUUGAGGUGAUCUGGAUUGAUGGUCCGACUAAUCCGGCCGAUGCGAUGACGAAAGGAAAGCCGUGUCAAGCUCUUGCUGAUCUGAUCAAUACGAAUAAGAUCGAUAUCAAGGCAAUGAAGUGGGUGGAACGGGAUUAG
This is a messenger RNA of Botrytis deweyae, 5391 nucleotides long. RefSeq lists its product as uncharacterized. Gene Ontology annotation, biological process: DNA integration. Bases 1 to 5391 code for a protein of 1796 amino acids. The transcript has a single exon. Gene Ontology annotation, molecular function: nucleic acid binding. Lineage: Eukaryota; Fungi; Ascomycota; Leotiomycetes; Helotiales; Sclerotiniaceae. The record is from RefSeq and is a predicted model, not a curated record.